AUGGAUGAAGGCAGUACCAGUCAACCCUCUGAAAACAGUAAGAUAGACAGCUCAAAAGAAGCUGCUCUUUUGGCCCUGAUGGACAGGACAGGCUACAGCAUGGUUCAGGAAAAUGGACAGAGAAAAUUUGGUGGUCCACCUCCAGGUUGGGAGGGCACCCCUCCUCCACGGGGUUGUGAGGUGUUUGUGGGUAAGAUCCCAAGAGACAUGUAUGAAGAUGAGCUGGUGCCUGUCUUUGAGCGGGCUGGUCUCAUCUACGAGUUUCGUCUGAUGAUGGAGUUCAGUGGGGAGAACCGCGGUUAUGCCUUCGUCAUGUACACCACCCGCGAAGCAGCCCAGCGAGCCAUCCAGCUCCUUGACAACUAUGAAAUCCGCCCAGGAAAGUUCAUAGGAGUGUGUGUGAGUCUAGACAACUGCCGCCUUUUUAUCGGCUCCAUUCCCAAAGACAAGAAAAAGGAGGAGAUCCAAGAAGAGAUGAUGAAGGUGACUGAAGGUGUGGUGGAUGUAAUUGUGUACCCCAGUGCAUUGGACAGGACGAGGAACCGUGGCUUUGCUUUUGUUGAGUAUGAAUCUCACAAGGCAGCUGCCAUGGCUCGCAGGAAACUCAUACCAGGAACGUUUCAGUUGUGGGGUCACACCAUCCAGGUUGACUGGGCAGAACCAGAAAAGGAGUUAGAUGAGGAAACCAUGUUGCGAGUGCGGGUCCUCUAUGUGCGUAACCUCAUGCUUAGCACCACAGAGGAGACACUUCGCUCUGAGUUCUCGUGCCUGAAGCCUGGCUCUGUGGAACGUGUAAAGAAGCUGACAGACUAUGCCUUCAUUCAUUUCUAUAACAGAGAGGAUGCCUUAACUGCGCUUGAAUCCAUGAAUGGGAAAGUUAUUGAUGGUUCACCCAUUGAGGUGACUCUUGCCAAGCCUGUCAGCAAAGACACGAGCAGACGAUCUGGACCACGGAGUAGCUACAAUGGAACUGCAUCAGGUGGAAACUGUGCUGAUUCCAACCUCCUGUACCACAGUAAAGAUGACGUGGCCAUUGGGUUGAGAAGUGGAGCAAUAGGUGAUGGGAUAGCUGCACAGCACCUCAGCCUGCCACCUCUCUUAGGCAGCCCUUAUGCAGUGGAUUCAGAUCGCUGUGUCUAUCCAUUCCUACCAGGGUCCACUUUGAUCCCAGUGAGCUUGAGCUCCCUGAAGCCCAGCCAGCUGUGCUCAGCUGUAUCAUUGCUGGAUUACUACUGCCACAAAAAUGACUGGUCUCCGCCAGAGUAUCACCUCUACUCCCUAUUAGGACAAGAGGGAAAAACACUGCUCAUCUAUAAAGUAGUCAUCGGCAGCACCAGAAGCAGCUACAUGCCUGAUAAAGUCUGCACUAUACUGGAGGAUGCCAAGGAGCUUGCUGCUCAGAAUGCACUCUGGAACCUGGAUUGCUCAGUGAGUUGCCCUGCCUCUCCGGUGAAUCUCUCUCCUCCUGCUCCUUCUGGCUCAGGCUUCCUGUCCUUUGGCUGUAGGUCCCUGCCUUACCCGGCAUACCCCAUAGCCUCCAUCUCACCUCCUCUGCCCAUAUCUUGCUCCUCUGCCCAGAGACUUUUUAUCCCCAACCAGUCAUCCUAUCUAUAGUCAAGUCAUACAGUGCCUGAGAAGUUUUUUUUUUUGUCUCUGAAUAUCAUUUAUAUGUUCAUAUAAGUUACGUUUUUAGAGUUUUGC
Molecule: messenger RNA, 1701 nt
Organism: Xyrauchen texanus (razorback sucker)
Lineage: Eukaryota; Metazoa; Chordata; Actinopteri; Cypriniformes; Catostomidae
Product: probable RNA-binding protein 46
Exons: 5
Coding region: 1-1614 (537 amino acids)
Cellular component (GO): nucleus
Molecular function (GO): mRNA binding
Source: RefSeq, a predicted model, not a curated record